AUGAAUAAAUAACAGUGUGAUUACCAUUAUAGUUUUAAAUUUAUCAUAGUGGGUAAUGCUGGGGUUGGGAAAAGUUGUUUACUCCAUUAAUUUAUUGAAGGUUAGUUUAAAAAUAAUAUCGAUUCAACCAUUGGAAUAGGAUUCGGAUAGAAGGACAUCAAUUACAAAGACAAUGUAAUCAGAAUUAAUAUUUGGGAUACUGCAGGUUAAGAGUCAUUUAGGUCCAUUACAAGAGCGUAUUAUCGAGGAUCUAUUGCAUGUUUAUUAGUUUACGAUGUGACUAAGAAAAAGACAUUCCACCAUCUCAUUAAUUGGCUAAAUGAGGUGAAGUAAGAUUCAUCAGCUGAGAUUAUGAUAGUUGGAAAUAAGAUCGACUAGUGGGGAAGAGAAGUUUCCCAAGAUGAGGGACAAUAACUAGCCCAACAAACAGGCUGUCUAUAUUUAGAGACUUCAGCAAGAACAGGUGAAAAUGUAAUACUCGCUUUUGAAACCUUGGUACAAAGAAUAUAUACGAAAAUUUAAAAUAAGGAGAUAGAUUUAAACGAUCCAUAAAAUGGAAUUAAAUUGGGCACCAUGACAGAAGUAAAACCAGUCAUUAAUCAAUCUAAUGGAAACUAGAAUUCAUCAUGUUGCUGA
Molecule: messenger RNA, 636 nt
Organism: Paramecium tetraurelia
Lineage: Eukaryota; Ciliophora; Oligohymenophorea; Peniculida; Parameciidae
Exons: 3
Cellular component (GO): Golgi apparatus
Molecular function (GO): GTP binding; GTPase activity
Source: RefSeq, a predicted model, not a curated record